Messenger RNA from Musa acuminata AAA Group (dessert banana), 444 nucleotides. Its product is annotated as chaperone protein dnaJ 20, chloroplastic-like. Lineage: Eukaryota; Viridiplantae; Streptophyta; Magnoliopsida; Zingiberales; Musaceae. Gene Ontology annotation, cellular component: chloroplast. Bases 1 to 444 code for a protein of 147 amino acids. The record is from RefSeq and is a predicted model, not a curated record. The transcript has a single exon.
AUGUAUUCCCUCAGCUUCAGCUCGCAUGCUCCAACCAUCUCAUGGGACUCCAAACUGAGAAGACUCUCUUGCAGAGCCAUUGUCAGUGAGCUUAAACCUAAGACCAACUUCUACAAGGUGCUCUCCUUGGAGUCGGAGACGGUGGGGGUGGAGGAGAUAAAGAAGGCCUACAGGAGCAUGGCUCUGAGGUGCCACCCCGACGUCUGCGCUCCUUGGAGGAGAAAGGAGUGCACGAGGAUGUUCAUCGAGAUGCAGCGAGCUUACGAGACGCUGUCGAACCCUGCUUUACGCAGGAAACACGACAUGGAGUUGAGAUAUGGCAGAAAGGAGGGACAGAGGCGGCGGCCGGAGUUGGACAGAGAAGUCUGGGAAGCCCAGCUUCGCGGACUGCGGCGAAGGUCGGAUCAGCGCCAGGAAGCCAUGGUGGGAGUUGGGAUGCCAUGA